This is a messenger RNA of Coffea arabica (coffee), 1051 nucleotides long. The record is from RefSeq and is a predicted model, not a curated record. Lineage: Eukaryota; Viridiplantae; Streptophyta; Magnoliopsida; Gentianales; Rubiaceae.
UACAAUCUAAUGCUAUGUGAAAAUGAAACUAUUAAAAGAGGAAAGGAAGAAAAAGAGAAGAAUGUUCUAUUCUUAAUUUCAAAGUCAGUGAUGCCUUAUCAGUAAAACUCAAAUGAUCAAAAAUAAAAGGAGAUAAGAUCAUUGGACAGUUUACAUGUUACUCUUCCAUGAUCCACAUCCCCAGAAAGUAAGAGACAAAAAACGAUCUUUGGUUGAAAUGCUCAAAUCAGUUUUGUCGGUUUGUUCUAGAAGUUGAACUUGUUUUGUAAGUAUUCAAUAACCAACUGCGGAUGUUUCAGGAACAUAUCAACCCGGUUCUUGUUCAUAUGGAUCUGUGUGACAUGAAUAACUUUCUUUUGUUACCUCAUCUUCUUCUUCUUUUUCUUCUUUCUUUGGCCAUUAUGUGCUCUCCACUCAUGCAAGAUAGGAUAACUAUUGAGAGCCAGGAAGAAAUCAAACUGAAUUUCUUCAUCUUAUUUCCAGUUGGUCGGAUCCAUCGUUUACUGAAACAGAGGACAACAGCACAUGGGAGAGUGGGUGCAACAGCGGCAGUCUACUCUGCAGCUAUCUUGGAGUAUUUGACUGCUGAAGUGUUGGAGCUUGCUGGCAAUGCAAGUAAGGAUCUUAAGGUGAAACGUAUUACUCCAAGACAUUUGCAGCUGGCAAUUCGAGGUGAUGAAGAACUCGAUACACUGAUCAAAGGAACCAUUGCUGGUGGAGGUGUGAUUCCGCACAUCCACAAGUCACUUAUCAACAAAUCAUCCAAGGACUAGUUUCCAACGGAUGGUGGAUUUCUUUUAGUUGAGAGAAUUCACUUUCAGAAGACUGGCUGACUUAACCCCGUGUCACUUUGCUUGUGCAUCUAAACUGGUCUGCAUGAAUUCUAGCUGCUUCUUAGAUGCUGUAGACGUGGUUACAAUCAUAGGCUAUUAGGAUCGUGUCUUUGUCUUUAUAUUCUGGUGGAUUUGAAUGUGUAAAUAAAGCCAUGUUUCUCAAGUCUGUUAUAUUUGUGCUUUUCUAUAUAUUCCGGUGCCAAGACUGUUUCCUGAUC